AUGGAUAGAAAGUCUGCUAGAAUAAAAGCAGAGUUACAAAGAUAUGGUUGGAGAGUUUCGAAGAAUUUUAAAUAUAGGAAGGGAAGACCCAUAAAAGUCUAUGACAAAUUGUCUGGUCUUCGCUACGAAAUGGAUUUGGAAACAGCACGUGCCAAUUAUCCAAACAGACUAGAGAGGUUAGAAGAAGAACGUCUUAUGGACAUGCCUUUCGAUGUUAGUGAACCUCAAGUUGAAGGACACGACGGCUUUGCCAGAUUCUACUGGAAACAUGACGAACAAUUGCAUCCUUUGAGAAGGAAAAAAGGAAAAGGUGAAGACGCACAUGCUCCCAUGGAAAGAACAAGAUAUGCAUAUGAAAAGUAUCGUGAAGUUAGAAGUCAAAUUACAUCUGGUCGAACCUUUACAGUAAACUUUGACGAAGGAAAGAACAAAGAAGGCUUCAUGGGAGUACUUGCUGCAAUUCAAGACGGAAAUAAGAAAGGACACAAUCUCAGAUUGACCAUAACAGAUUUGGAUGGUCACAUUUACUAUGCACAUGGCAAUGAACAAACAGCCGCAAAACUUCUUGACGCUUUCAAGACUACAAAGAGAGAACAAAUGGUUGACUCCGACUCAGACAUUUUGAAUGCAAUUGAAGGAAUUGCAAGUGUCAAGUUCGAAUGGUACCAACCUAACCCUCAAGCAGUCAGACAACAUGCUGGAUACUUCCCCUUCAUAAAUAAGUCUGACAUUGACUUGACAAGGUAUGGAAUUUACAAUUCAAUUGAAACAAUUGUCAAUGAACCUUGCAUUCUUACAUGUCUCAGGAACUCUGGUCUUGUUACAGAUGAGAAGAUGAAGUAUCUUGAGUCAUGUGUGAAGACAAGGUACAUUCUCAGAGGUCAAUUGGCAAAAAUUGCACCGUUGGCAAAUGUCAAUAUCCGAGUCAACAUACCUACAGCUAAAG
This is a messenger RNA of Trichomonas vaginalis G3, 946 nucleotides long. RefSeq lists its product as uncharacterized. The transcript has a single exon. The record is from RefSeq and is a predicted model, not a curated record. NCBI's taxonomy places the organism in Eukaryota, Parabasalia, Trichomonadida, Trichomonadidae. The annotation marks the transcript as partial.